ACAAUAGGCAAUAUCGUCAGUCUGAUGAUUCUUAAAGGGACAGACGUGCUAAACAGUGCGAGAUCCUUUAGCAACAAGGAUUGCUUUGCUAGUGUACUUUUUGCAGCAGUUUAUUUCCUAAAAUGUCGCGGGUUUUAAUUGUUGGCGCUGGACUUACGGGCAGUAUAUGUGCUUGUCUGCUGCGGAGGGAACUGCCAAACAAAGUUAAUAUAGUCGUGUGGGAUAAAUCCCGGGGUGCAGGGGGGCGAAUGUCCACAAGUCGAAGCCAAAGCAAUCCUUCAUGCACGGUUGAUCUUGGUGCUCAGUACAUAAGUGCCACACCAUACUAUGCUCGUAUUCACAGCAGUUUUUACGAAGAACUAUUAGCACAGGACAUUUUAAAACCUCUCGUUGCCCCUGUUGAAGGCAUGAUGUUAAAGGAUGAUGGAAUUGUGAACUAUGUGACGCCUAGGGGCGUCUCCUCCAUCGUCAAACACUACCUCAAUAAGUCAGCAGGAGCAGAGGUGCUGUACAACCGACAAGUCACACACAUAUACCGGAAAGAUGCUGGCUGGGAAGUUUGUCCCAAUGAGGGAACGCCAGAGCAGUUUGACAUAGUAGUCCUUACCAUGCCAGUACCACAGAUACUCCAGCUGCAAGGAGACGUAGGAUCUUUGAUGGGGGAGAACCAGCUGAAGGAACUAACGGCUGUCAGUUACUCUUCCCGCUACGCGCUUGGGCUCUUCUACAAAGCCGGCGCUCGGAUCGACGUCCCCUGGGCGGCCAAGUACGUCUCUGAUAAUCCCUGCAUUCGCUUCAUCGCCAUAGAUGAUAAAAAACGCAAUUUGGCAUCAAAGGACUUCGGGCCUUCUGUGGUGGUCCACACCAGCGUUCCCUUUGGCCUCCAGCACCUAGAGGAGGAGAAAGAUGAAGUACAGACUGUCAUCCUGAAAGAGCUGGAGAAGGUGAUGCCAGGGCUUCCUCAACCUGAGAGCAUCAAGUGUCAGAAGUGGCGAUAUUCACAGGUGACAAGAUCGGUGGUGGAUUGCCCCGGGCAAAUGACACUACUCUCCAAACCACUGCUGGUGUGUGGGGGGGAUGGCUUCAUGCACUCAAAUUUCGACGGUUGCAUCGAGUCCGCCCUGAAGGUCUUUGAGGUUCUAAAGUCUUCGCUUUGAAAGGGGGUUGGAAAAGAUCGCCUAUAUUUUGGGUUUUUGUUAUGGAUGCCAGCAUUGAUUUUAGAUUUGAGCCCCUGCACAGGAAGAUUGAUGUACUGCACAGGGCACGGUAAAGCUGUCUCGCCUGUGUCUGCAGACACGCAUUUUGUUACAAAAACCAAUUAUACCGUCUGUGCCGGAUGCUGAGGAUUAGAGGACAAAGAGAACUGCUCAGACUGAUGUCUUAUACACGACCUACAGACGGCACAAUGCAGCAGUCUCCAACCUCAGUCUGAUAAAGUCUAGAAAAUAUUGUGUGUUUUCAAUGUGAUUUGACUCCUGUCAUCAUUAAAAUAAAAAGAACAUGUUUAAA
Molecule: messenger RNA, 1509 nt
Organism: Misgurnus anguillicaudatus (oriental weatherfish)
Lineage: Eukaryota; Metazoa; Chordata; Actinopteri; Cypriniformes; Cobitidae
Gene: rnls
Product: renalase, FAD-dependent amine oxidase
Cellular component (GO): extracellular region
Molecular function (GO): oxidoreductase activity, acting on NAD(P)H
Source: RefSeq, a predicted model, not a curated record